AUGUUCAGACAAGCUUCGAGAUUCCUCCUGACCCGAUCCUCCGCCGCCACGAUGAGGUGGCGCUGCCCCUUCUCCACCGAUCUGCCGGUGGAGACUGCAGUGGACUCCAAGUUUGUUGAUGCGUGGAAGCAAUCGAUCCCGAACUUGGACCCACCUAAGACCCCCUCGGCAUUCAUGAAACCGAGACCGCCCACACCCUCCACCAUCCCCUCCAAGCUUACUGUCAACCUCGCCCUGCCUUAUGAUUCUCUCGUCUCCGCCAAAGAGGUUGACAUGAUUAUAAUCCCUGCAACUACUGGACAAAUGGGUGUUUUGCCUGGUCAUGUUGCCACAAUUGCAGAGCUGAAGCCCGGUGUUCUAUCAGUUCAUGACGAAGGGACUUGCAGAAUUCACCCAAAAGCUAAACUCAGCAUCAAGCGAUGA
Fraxinus pennsylvanica is the source of this 423-nucleotide messenger RNA. NCBI's taxonomy places the organism in Eukaryota, Viridiplantae, Streptophyta, Magnoliopsida, Lamiales, Oleaceae. The record is from the annotation of a GenBank genome assembly.